CAUUCUCCUCCAUCCUCUUAGUUGAAUGACAAAAGUGGGCAGUUCAAGAUUUCAUAUUUGCCCUCACUGUCUCAAACUCUCUCUUUUCUUCCUCUCCUUUGCAGCCGGUCGGACGUACGCGUCCCAUACCUGCAUAGAGUUCCCAGUAUUCUUGGGUACAGUAUUGAACGUCGCAAUAUCCCGCGCGCACUGCACCAAGUGAGGGAGCCGAUGCCGAAAAGACUUCCCAUCCUUUCAACCCCCAAAAUAUUAGAAAAUCCAGGAUUGGACAACCAUUAAUCGAAAUGUUUGUCGAAAUAAUGCGACCAGUAAGGUUCCUCCCCCUUCUGUGCACAGUUUGCCACCUGACCAUGGCUUUCCCCGCCCAAACAGGAUACUCAGAAGACGACAAGCGUCAACUCCAGGUCACCAUCUCCAAGACAACCCCCAUCUCCACUGCACACCUGGGGGGCUCCAUCACAAUCACCUGCCUGGUGUCCCUGUCACCUGGGCCCCCCUCAUCCUCCUCGCCCCCGAUCCCACCCCGGGUCAAGUGGAGCGUGUUGCAUGAGGGGGAGCAGGAGGAGACAGAGAUCCUGGUGGCGCGGGGUCAAAGGGUGAAGGUCAAUGAGGCCUACAGAGAACGAGCCUCCCUGGUCAACUUUGCAGACUCGCCUGAGGACCUCUCCCUCUGGUUGGGGGAGCUGCGCUCAAGCGACACGGGGCACUACCGCUGCGAGGUGCAGCAAGGCCUGGACGAUGCCAGUGAUUUCACACAGAUAAAAGUCAAAGGUGUGGUCUUCCACUACAGACACGCCUCUGGCCGAUAUGCGUUUUCGUUCAGUGAGGCCCAGAGGUCGUGCGAGGGCAUUGGGGCACACAUCGCCACUCCUGACCAGCUUCUGGCAGCCUAUUACGAUGGCUAUGAGCAGUGUGACGCCGGCUGGCUCGCUGACCAAUCUGUCAGAUAUCCAAUCCAAGUUCCCCGGGAAGGUUGCUAUGGUGACAUGGAUGGCCGCCCGGGAUUGAGGAACUAUGGGACGCUGGAAUCAGAGGAGCUGUUUGAUGUGUAUUGUUAUGUGGAGCAUAUUGAGGGGGAGGUGUUCUAUGGCUCUGCCCCUCAGCAGCUGUCAUUGGACGAGGCUCGGGCUUACUGCGAGAAGGAAGGGGCAGAGCUGGCUACCACAGGGCAGCUGUACGUGGCGUGGAGCAAGGGUUUGGACAGCUGCAACCCUGGCUGGUUGUCUGAUGGCAGUGUGCGGUACCCCAUCAUCAUCCCUAGGGAGCGCUGUGGAGGGCCUCAGGCAGGGGUCAAGACCCUCUAUCGCUACAGCAACCAGACAGGCUUCCCUGAAUCAUCCAGCCGCCAUGAUGUUUACUGUUUCAGAGGUGUUGGGAAUCCUCACACUGAUGCCCCCAUGGACUACAUGGCCACUGAGCCAGAGGACAUCGGACAAGAUAUUGUCAUUCUUAUGGAGCCUGCUGAGGAGCUCUAUCUGAGCCAGGAUAGCAAGCAAGUGGAGCGAGAGGCCCAGAGUGUCCUGGGAUCCCUCCCCGUCUUCCAGUCGGCUCCUGCUCAGGAGGAUCUGCAGGGGACUCCCCCUACUGCCCUGUCAAGCACAGAGGUCCCCCUCACCCAUACAGCCUCUUCCCAGGACCUUCUCCAGCCCUUUGAUGAGACUUCACUUCCUGUAGAGGAAAACUACCACUCCCAGCAUGCUACUUCACUACCCAACACCUCCAGUGAGCCAGACUCCCUCCACGAAGGAGACUAUCACUCCCAGCAUUCUACUUCACUACCCAGCACCUCCAGUGAGCCAGAAUCUCUUCACGAAAGAGACUAUCACUCCCAGAAUUAUAUUUCCAUACCCAGCACCUCCAGUGUGCCAGACUCCCUCCAUGAAGGAGACUAUCACUCCCAGAAUUAUAUUUCCAUACCCAGCACCUCCAGUGAGCCAGACUCCCUCCACGAAAGAGACUAUCACUCCCAGAAUUCUAGUUCACUACCCAGCACCUCCAGUAAGCGAAGGAGACUACACUCCCAGAAUUCCUCCUACCCAGAACCUCCAGUGAGAGUCUCCCUCCAUGAAGGAGACAAUCACUCCCAGAAUUCUACUUCACUACCUAACACCUCCAGUGAGCCAGACUCCCUCCAAGAAGGAGACUAUCACUCCCAGAAUUCUACUUCACUACCCAGCACCUCCAGUGAGCCAGACUCCCUCCACGAAGGAGACUAUCACUCCCAGAAUUCUACUUCACUACCCAGCACCUCCAGUAAGCCAGACUCCCUCCACGAAGGAGACUAUCACUCCCAGAAUUCUACUUCACUACCCAGCACCUCCAGUGAGCCAGUCUCCUUCCACGAAGGAGACAAUCACUCCCAGAAUACUACUUCACUACCUAACACCUCCAGUGAGCCAGACUCCCUCCACGAAGGAGACUAUCACUCCCAGAAUUCUACUUCACUACCCAGCACCUCCAGUGAGCCAGACUCCCUCCACGAAGGAGACUAUCAUUCCCAGAAUUCUACUUCACUACCCAGCACCUCCAGUGAGCCAGACUCCCUCCACGAAGGAGACUAUCACUCACACAAGUCUACUUCACUACCCAACACCUCCAGUGAGCCAGACUCCCUCCACGAAGGAGACGAUCACUCACAAAAUUCUACUUCACUACCCAGAACCUCUAGUGUUCUAGACUCUCUCCACGAAGGCAAUUCCAGUCUCUACCAGCUAGCGCUGAAAACAACCCCAGAAUUCCCUGAGCCAUCCUACGAGCCACACAGACAUUAUCAGCCGAUGCCAGAGAUGAACCCGGAAGAAACAGACUACCAACAGUCAGGAUCUUCCAAGCACUUCCAGCCAAUGCCAGAGACCAAUCUCGAGUUGGAUCAAGUGGAAGCCAACUACAGCACAACAGGAGGUAACCAGAGUCAUCGGGAGAAUACAAAAGAGACUACCACAAUGGCCUUUGAACCCAUAGAGAAUGUUACCGAGGCACGUGACCAUGCCGCAGAGAGAAGACACAAAGAGGUGAUCGUGGGAGAGCCUGAAGAGACAUCCAUCUCUACCAAGUCCCCGGGAGAGCUUGAUCCCCGCCCAGCAUGGUCUACCCUCUCCCCCCACGCAAAGGCAACCUCAGUGUGGUCGCCCCUGGAUGGAUCUGGAGAUGUGUCCCAAGAGAUAGAACUAGUUGUCCACCAGGGAAUCAACACAGACAGAUUCCCCUCCACCUCCUCCUCCUCCUCCUCCUCCUCCUUCACCACUCACAUGUCUGCCUCCCCUGGAGCCACCAGCAUUCCCAGUGAGGAGCAGACAGGAGUUACGCAUUCAAGCAGCAUCUUAUCUGGACUGGAUCAUUCAGAGGAGCUAGGACUGGAUGUGUACUCCACAGUAGGCCAUCCAAAAGUAACCUCGCAGGGAACUUCCUCCGCUAGGCUGGAGGGCAGCACCAGUCUAGAUUUUGAGGGUAUCGUCAUUCCAGAGAGAUUGGUACCUUCUAGAGAAGUAGAGCUGGCACCAGGGGAGUCUGAUGAGGAGCACCUGGGGUCUGGAGAGGGCAUAGCCACUACCGAGUCUCCAGACCUCUCCACCACCUCCCAGCUGCCCGUCGAGUUUACCACUCUGGGCUAUCAAACAACGACCAUGUCCAGAAUAGAGAUGGAUCCCACAACCACGGACCCUGAAGAAGACGGAAGUGGACAUGAGCCAAGCACUGAUGAACCAUCCCUGGGAGAAAAAGUGACCUUCUUCCCCCUUGAGUCGCAAACAUCCAGCUGGGAUCUGCACCGCACCACCUCUGCACCCCAAGAGUCUCAGGAAGAGCCUGAAUACAGCGGGGAACCCCUUUCCACCUCUUCCCAGACAGAUCUUCCAGACUCCUCAGAAGAACCUGAUCUGUUUGGGUCAGACUCCUUGUCCAUCUCAAGUACGGAUCCCACCGCAGCCACCAUGUCCACAUCCACCAUGUACACCUCCACAGAGUGGGCCACACCGACCUGGAGCCCCACCACCUCCACGACACAAGGUCCCCCAGAAACAUCUAAGCCGGAGAGGGUGACGGCUCUUAUGCCCCCCGUGGAUCAGGGCCGGUUGGAUCUGGAAUUCGGCCUCACCCAGCCACCCACCCUGCUCAUGUUGCCCAAUGAGAGGGCUGCCGUGGGCAGUGCCAGGAAGAUUUCAGAUGCCUGUCUGGAGGACCUCUGUGCCAACGGCGGCACCUGCGUUGAGAUGGGCGGGAGCACCAAAUGCCUCUGUUUGCCCAGCUAUGGAGGUGACCUCUGUCAGACAGAUCUGGAGCAGUGUGAGGUGGGCUGGCAGAAGUUCCACGGGAACUGCUACAAGCACUUCAACCAGCGGCUGAGCUGGGAGGUGGCAGAGCAGCACUGUCGCAUGGUGGGGGGCCACCUGGCAUCAAUCAUGACACCCGAAGAGAAGGACUUCAUUAACAAUAACUUUAAGGAGUAUCAGUGGACUGGACUAAACGACAAGACCAUCGAGGGGGAUUUCCACUGGUCUGAUGGCAACCCACUGCUCUAUGAGAACUGGUACAGGGGCCAGCCUGACAGUUACUUCCUGUCUGGAGAGGACUGUGUGGUGAUGGUAUGGCAUGAUUCUGGGCACUGGAGUGACGUGCCCUGCAACUACCACCUGGCCUACACCUGCAAGAAAGGCACCUCUUCAUGUGGCCCUCCUCCCAAAGUCCGAAACGCACUCGCGUUUGGCAAAAUUCGCCAGAGGUACGAGACGGGCGCCGUUGUGCGCUACUACUGUGCCCAGGGCUUCCAGCAGAGACGAAACCCUCUGGUCGUGUGCCUGCCGGGUGGCAAGUGGGAGGAGCCCCAGAUCCUCUGCAUCCCUGGGGCAGGAAGCACAGCACAGACAGUAGGAGUAACAUCACUAACCACAGGAAGCCAGGAGCUGGCUGAAGAGGAAUCACAAACAACAAAGGAAACGCUUCAAUACUGGGACAUCAAGUGGAACUUUUAAAUGUCAUCCCAUGUCCCGGUACACUUCACCUUUCCUCAUUGACCAGAGAUCUGAAAUGGCCGAACAGGUAAAGGCAAUAGGGUGAUCUUGAAGGAUAGGAGACAGGGAAAGAGUACUGGGACACCGGGUCAGUCAAGCAUAACCUCUUACAUUCCUACUGUCCUCCCCAAAAAAGCACAUCGAUCUGUAUCUGUUGUUGGGAUAGCCUGGGCUUGAAGGUCUCUUGUCUCCCUACAUAGGAUGCAAUGAAUUGCAAUAGUGUCCUAGAACGCUAUAAUACAGAACCCAGAACAUGUUCUGUGAAAAGCCUAUCACUGAGGCAUAUCUAUAAUCAGUAACUCCUUGUCCGUUCAUCCAGAUUGUAUAAUGUGUGGAUCUGUAAAGAAACGUUUCUCCAAACCUUUUCUCCAAACCGGCACAUAACCCCAGGCGUGGUAGACAGGCAGUGGUAGGAUAUGCAGUAGCUCGUCUUGAGCACUGUCUAUCACAGGUGAAGUCUGGUGCCGGUUUGGUUCAGACGGUUUCUUUAAAGAUAUCCACACAUUGGACAAUCCAGAAGGAUGGACAAGGAGGUAUGGAUAGUAGAUGUGAAUUCAGUAAAAGGAUUACUGGAAACCUAUGGACUUUUCGCCAGAUAUGUUCCGGACUCCGUAGCUAUCUAGGAUGCCAUUGCAUUCAAUGUGCGGGGUCAUCUGUAAGCCCAGGUCUCUUGUUGGUUUUAAACAGGCCUCAGCAGGCUAAUGGUGUUCAGCGCUCUCAUCUCCGCAAUUUAUCAUGUCAGUUCUCAAUCAUUGUUUAUUGACUAUUAUUGGCAAAUCAACUUUAUAAAUCCACCCAUAAUAUUUUCAACAACAGCUGGUCUGUUUGCAAUUCCAUUCAUUCAUUCAUCCAUCAGCUGAGGACUACCUGGGGUCUGUUCAGGAGGGUGCAAACGUUACAGGACGUUCAGAUAGAAAUGUAUUGUGUAGAAUAGACAUGAUUGCCCAGCCUGGCCUCAGAGCCGCACAAAAUAUAAUUGUGUAGUUCUGAGCACCUCCAAGAGGUAUGAUCCCUACAGUCUAGCAAUCCAAAGGUUGCAUGUUCGAGUCGCCUCGGGGAUAUCUGUAGCAUUUUAGCUAAUCUUUCCCCUAACCCUUAUUCUAACGUUAACCCAAUUCACCUGCUAUGUAAAUUCACCUAACCUUUGUCAUUUUAGUCCUCCUAACCUUUGUAGUUAGUUCCCGUAACCGCCAACUUAAAUUGUCCCCGUAAUUGUCCUUUGUUGUUACAGUGCAACAAGCAACGUGGUCUCAGACAAAGACUUUGCAAUGCUAUAUGUCCUCCAAGACGUAUGAUACUGUACGUCCUCCAACUCGCAUGAUAUUGUAUGACCACUAUUUUAUUCAACGUAGCGUAAUGUAUCAUCCUGAAUUGAGUGUCACAGAAUUCCGUACAGAUUCACACCAAUUGCCCUGACACCACAUUGGAUUGCCUGUAGACUCGGGACUCGGGAACGACUGUAGUUCUGUUAGUAAUAUUUCUGCCUGCAAUGAUUUGAACUUUUCAUCUUAUUGAGUACACUGCAGGACAGGUGAGUCCUUGUAGGCAUGUCUGGUUGAGUGUCGACUCUGUGGUCCAACGUAACCUGUCCCACACCACUACCCCUAUGUCCUUUAUGAGUCCCCUUCAUAAAACAAAAAGGACGGCAUAGGUGUACGCAAUAUGAUGGAAACUCCACCAAACCUACCAGGGGGCUAGGUGUGGCUAUUACCACAUUGCUGAUACCAAUACAAAUAUUUCAGAUGCACGAGGUGACUUAACAAAAUCUUCGGAAUGGAAGGAAUGGUUGGUUUGGAAUUGGGGCAACAAAAAAAAUCCCUGUGCUCUUAGGAACCCAUAUCAACUCUUGAACUCAGCAUUUAUGUCCAUCUCAACCAUCUCACAAGCAUACGCCUUCUUAGACUUUUGUCAUCAACAGACUUUAUAUGAAACAUGGUGCUAACAUCCUUGCAUAUGAUACCUGCAUGAAGUACGUUAAGAAAUGUUCAUCCUUAAGAAUCAAAAGGACAAGGUUUGUGCAGCAGGAUGUUAGAAAGAUAAAACAACUCCAAACAAGCUUGUUUAUAAAAGUCAAUACCAUUAUCGAAGUAGAAUUUACAUUUCUCACAGUGGUCAUAACUCUUUUGGGGUGAAAGAGGCGAGAGUGAGUGAGUAGCAUGCAAAAGAUUUGACCAUGGAUACGACGCCACUACUGUACUCAUCAAUGAUAUUAAUUUUGUCUCAAAGUAUGUUUUAAUUACUGUCCCCUCUUCCCUCUUAUAGAUGCCCGACAUUUUACUGACACAGUUCUAUGAAAAGCUUUGUGUUGUAAUAAAGUUUUUUUAUAGAAUAAAGCAAGGAUUUAAUGAGUAUUAACCACACAGCCAUUAUCGGAAAUUGUAUUUGUUUGUUCUUUAUUUGCUUUGGUUUUUAUAAGCAUCUUUUACAGUAAUACUGUUCCUUUAUAAACCAACUAAAAUAAAAUUUGAAUGUUU
Oncorhynchus nerka (sockeye salmon) is the source of this 7480-nucleotide messenger RNA. RefSeq names its product brevican core protein-like. Gene Ontology annotation, biological process: central nervous system development; positive regulation of neuroblast proliferation; cell adhesion. Bases 285 to 4967 code for a protein of 1560 amino acids. The record is from RefSeq and is a predicted model, not a curated record. Gene Ontology annotation, cellular component: perineuronal net; synapse. NCBI's taxonomy places the organism in Eukaryota, Metazoa, Chordata, Actinopteri, Salmoniformes, Salmonidae. Gene Ontology annotation, molecular function: hyaluronic acid binding. The transcript is spliced from 14 exons.